Molecule: messenger RNA, 2301 nt
Organism: Limulus polyphemus (Atlantic horseshoe crab)
Lineage: Eukaryota; Metazoa; Arthropoda; Merostomata; Xiphosura; Limulidae
Product: 1-phosphatidylinositol 4,5-bisphosphate phosphodiesterase classes I and II-like
Exons: 20
Coding region: 150-2234 (694 amino acids)
Biological process (GO): phosphatidylinositol-mediated signaling; lipid metabolic process
Molecular function (GO): phosphatidylinositol-4,5-bisphosphate phospholipase C activity
Source: RefSeq, a predicted model, not a curated record
CACUAAAAGUGGACAAAAAGGGAUUUUUCCUCUAUUGGACAGACCAAAAUAAGGAAACGGAACAUUUAGAAAUUUCUACCAUUCGUGACACCAGGACUGGAAAGCACGCGCGUUUACCGAAGGACGCGAAACUGAGGGAUACUGUUAAUAUGGGACCACAAGAUGUCCCUUUGGAAGAAAAGGCUUUAACAGUUGUGUACGGACCUGACCUGGUCAAUAUCAAUUUCUGCAACUUCUGUUGUAACAGCCGGGAAACUACGUUGGUGUGGGCGAAGGAACUGUUGAAGAUGGCGUACAACUUGAUGUCGUGGAAUGCAUCUCCUCGAAAGUACCUAGAAAAAGCUCAUACAAAGCUCAUUCUCAUGAAAGAUCGUUCUGGAAAGAUUCCAGUGAAACACAUCGUUAGAAUGUUUGCGACCCAUAAAGACGACAAGAAACGAGUUGAGAAAGCGCUCGAGUUGGCAGGACUACCAAAAGCCAAGAAUGAUUCGAUUGCCCCAGAAAAGUUCACUUUUGAAGAUUUCUUUUGCUUUUAUCGUCACCUCUCAGGGAGAAUGGAAAUAUAUAAAUUAUAUGAAAAAUUAUGUGGAGGGAAUAAAAAGAAAGGAAUGACAACGGAGCAGUUAGUAAACUUUCUGAAUAAAGAACAAAGAGAUCCACGACUCAAUGAGAUCCUUUAUCCUUAUCUAACUUCUGAACAUGCAAGAGAGGUUAUAAAACAGUGUGAACCUAACAAAGUAUAUGCUCAGAAAGGUUUGUUAUCAGCAGAAGGAUUCUUACAGUAUUUGAUGAGUGAGGACAAUAACAUCAUGGCUUUGGACAAGCUGGACUUGAAUGAGGAUAUGAAUCAGCCUUUAAAUCAUUACUUCAUUAAUUCUUCUCACAAUACUUAUCUCACAGGACAUCAGUUGACUGGCAAAUCAUCAGUAGAGAUGUAUCGACAGUGCCUAUUAGGAGGAUGCCGCUGUAUUGAACUAGACUGCUGGAAUGGUCAUAAUUCGGAUGAAGAACCCAUUAUAACACAUGGCUAUACUGUUGUUACAGAAAUCUUGCUUAAGGAAGUAAUAGAGGCAAUAGCUGAAAGUGCUUUCAAGACUUCAGAGUUUCCUGUGAUAUUAUCAUUUGAGAACCACUGCUCACCUAAACAACAAGCUAAAAUGGCCAUGUACUGUCAGAAAGCUUUUGGAGAAAUGCUGUUGACAGAGCCAUUGAGUACCCAUCCGUUAAAACCAGGUCACCCUCUACCCUCACCUAAUCAGUUGCUCAGAAAAAUUUUAAUUAAAAAUAAAAGAAAACGAUACUCCUUAGAACAAAAUAAUGUACAUCAUGAAGAAGAAGAAUCAUCAUUUUCUCUCUCACCUGAACACAUCCUCCCAGCCCAUAAUGAUGGCUUAGAAAACCUAGACCUUGAUAUAACUGGAAUUAUCCAUCAAGAGAAUAAUGAAAAGAUAAUCUCUCUUAUGAAUUCUUCAGUAGAAAGAACUGAAAGCAACUCUUCAAAGAUUGCAAGUUUUCAUUGCAUUAGGGAAGACAGCAUUCUUGAUUCUGGUGGAGAAGAUGAUGAAAACCAUUAUCGACAAACAGAAGAGGGUACAAAAGAAUCUGAAGCUGGAGCUGAGAUGUCAGCACUUGUUAACUAUGUUCAACCUGUACGCUUUUACUCCUUCGAACAUGCAGAAAGAAGAAAUCGGUGCAAUGAAGUGUCUUCCUUUGUUGAGACUCAAGCAACAAACCUUCUGAAAGAACAUCCAGUAGAAUUUGUCAAUUAUAACAAACGGCAAUUAAGCAGAAUUUAUCCACGAGGAACAAGGGUAGAUUCCAGCAAUUAUAUGCCUCAGGUAUUUUGGAAUGCAGGCUGUCAGAUGGUGGCUCUUAAUUUCCAGACACUUGAUUUGGGAAUGCAGCUAAACCAGGGAAUCUUUGAAUACAAUGCUUGCUGUGGUUAUUUGUUAAAACCUGAAUUCAUGAGAAGAGCUGACCGGAGAUUUGAUCCCUUCAUUGAAUCUACUGUAGAUGGAAUAAUAGCUGGCACUGUAACAGUUCAGAUAAUCUCUGGCCAGUUCCUCACAGACCGAAAGGUUGGAACUUAUGUGGACGUUGAUAUGUAUGGUUUACCAGCUGACACAGUCAGGCGGAGAUUUCGUACAAAAACUGUUCCUGGUAAUGGUAUCAACCCAUCUUUUGAUGAGGAGCCAUUUGUGUUUAAAAAGUGUUGCCAGAAUUGGCAUGUUUAAGAAUAACAGUUAAUGAAGAAAAUGGGCGUUUUAUUGGGCACAGGGUACUUCCAGUGAUUGGAUUGCG